UCGCAGGUAAGUUCCCAUCGGACUGAACCUAACACUGUGAUGCUGAUCCCACCGGACGGGAUCGGGAAGUGGCAGUCUAGUCGGGUCCGCGAAGUCAAACGGAGCACUUUUGUUCGCGGCGAUCGUGCGUGCCAGGUCUACAGAUUAGUGUAUGCGUGUUGAUUUGUACAGGGAAGAUAGACAUUCUAUAGCUGCAUUGUAGGGGACCCGAUGGUUCUCUCUAGUUGUUGACUAUACCAAUGGGAACGAUAAGUCUAUUGAAGAGCAGUUGCCUUCUGCUGUUGAUCGCGACUUUACUGGUAGAUGGCCAACAAACUUGUACGGCGCCGGAUGGAAAAGCCGGAAAUUGUAUUUUGCUACGAUUGUGUGAUACCUUGUUCACUUUAAUCAAGAAGAAGCCUCUGUUACAAGAGGAACGCAACUUUCUGAGCCAGAGCCAGUGCGGAUGGUCUCGAGAGGAAAAUCACCCGUUAGUAUGCUGUAGUGACUCCCUGGAUGCUCCCGUACGUGUUGGCGAAUCCCUAUUACCUCCUGUUGGAGUAUGUGGCAUACAGACCAGUGAUCGAAUCGUAGGAGGUGUGAAUACGAAGAUCGAUGAGUUUCCUUGGCUUGCGUUGCUCAAAUAUGCAAAACCAAACAACAUAUUCGGGUUCCAUUGUGGGGGAGCGCUUAUCAACAAUCGCUACGUAGCCACAGCCUCGCAUUGUGUCAAUGGAAAAGACAUUCCAACCACUUGGGAUCUUGCGGAAGUGCGUCUUGGGGAAUGGGAUACGUCAACGGAUCAGGAUUGCGAAGGAGUUGGAGUUGACGUGGACUGUUCGCCGGAUCCAAUCGAUGUGGUAAUUGAGAGAAAGAUACCUCAUCCGGAGUACAACCCUCAUGCAUUGGAACAAUACAAUGACAUCGCGUUGCUGCGGCUGGAGCGACGAAUCGACUACACUGAUUUCAUCAAGCCGAUCUGCUUGCCACGGACGCAAGAUCUGAAGGUGCGGGAGACUAUUGGCCAAAAAUUCCAGGUUGCCGGAUGGGGCAGAACAGCUACGGCCCGGUACAGUAAUGUAAAACAGAAGGUCGGAGUAGACGGGAUCGGCCUUCCGCAGUGUAACUCGGUGUAUCAGCAGGAGCGUGUAACUUUGGUUGAGCGGCAACUGUGCGCAGGAGGACAAGCAGGUAAAGAUUCCUGUCAAGGUGAUUCCGGUGGUCCACUGAUGGGGGUGGCUCAGAACGCAAACGUUCAGUACUGGUAUCUGGUAGGGUUAGUUUCAUUCGGACCAACGCCAUGCGGACAGGAGGGAUGGCCAGGAGUGUACACUAAUGUGGUGAAGUAUGUGGACUGGAUCGAGGCAACAUUGGAGCAGUAAGACGCGCGUUGUGAGAUUUUCAUUAAUUUUAACGAGCAAUAAAAUCGACGUGAUCAUUCAA
Molecule: messenger RNA, 1422 nt
Organism: Armigeres subalbatus
Lineage: Eukaryota; Metazoa; Arthropoda; Insecta; Diptera; Culicidae
Product: serine protease easter-like
Exons: 4
Coding region: 240-1361 (373 amino acids)
Biological process (GO): proteolysis
Molecular function (GO): serine-type endopeptidase activity
Source: RefSeq, a predicted model, not a curated record